This is a messenger RNA of Pollicipes pollicipes, 2363 nucleotides long. RefSeq names its product cyclin G (gene CycG). The coding region runs from base 182 to 1231 and encodes 349 amino acids. The transcript is spliced from 5 exons. The record is from RefSeq and is a predicted model, not a curated record. NCBI's taxonomy places the organism in Eukaryota, Metazoa, Arthropoda, Thecostraca, Pollicipedomorpha, Pollicipedidae.
CCGCCGCCCGCUCGGCUGCGUAGUAGGGGACGCUGGGGUCCGCCCGCACCGCAUAAACAAAGGAACAUUGGCUCGGAGGUGGUCGGUUGUGCUCCGCGCCCGCACCUCUGCUAUGGAGGUGAACUGAAGACGCAACGCCGAUGUGUGCGUGAAUAGUCCCAUUGUCUCAGCUGCGGUCGGGAUGGCGAGCGGGGGAACAGAAACGUGGGGACGUCUGGAGGAGGCGCUGAUACUGGAGUCCAAGUACCAGCCGUCACUGCAGCUGCCAAUCACAACCGAGAAUGGCAGCGACGUGACGAUGGGCAUGCGCGACGGCUCUGCCCAGGUGCUCCGGUGUCUGAAGGUGUGGUACGAGCUGCCUCCAGACGCCCUCUUCAUCGCCCUGAACAUCAUGGACCGCUUCCUGAGCCGCAUGCGCGCGCGCCCCAAGCACCUGAGCUGCAUCGCCAUCAGCUCGUUCCACCUGGGCGUCGAGUACGUGGCGCGCGACCAGCCGCAGGUGACGGCGGCGGCGCGCAGCCCGGCCGAUCUGGUGAACAUCAGCCAGGCCAAGUGCUCGGCCGGCGACGUGGUGCGCAUGAGCCGCAUCAUCGCCGACAAGCUGGGCUGCGACCGCACGGCCGCCACGCGCCCGGUGACGGCGGCCGCUCUCCUGCGGCUGCUGGCCGCCCUGCUGCGCGAGACGGCCGGCCGGCUGCCAGCGCCGCUGGCGCAGGCCGUCGCCGCCGUCGACGCCGAGGCGCUGGUGCGCCGGCUGGAGAGUGUCGUGUGCACGGGCGCCGCCUCGGCGGCGCGCAGCUCCGAGCUGGCGCUGGCGCUGAUCGCCGGCCGCCUGCACGAGCUGUGCGCCGGCGAGCCGACGGCGGUGCUGGUGCGCGACCUGCAGCACUUCUGCCGGAUUCCGGACGCGUCGUUCGCGAAGACCCGCGAGCUGGUGUCGCAGCUGGUGGCCAACUACAAUUCUGCCGGAUGCACGCCGCAGCGCGCCCGCCAGCGGCUCAUGUGGCGGCUCUCCAACAGGACGCUGAAGCAGCUGCGGCCCACCACGCGGCUGCGCUCUGUACUCCCCACCAUCGAAGAAAGCUGGGACUCUGCCGGACCGGGCUCGGGCGCGCGCAACUCGCGCCGCCACCGCUGGACGGCGUGCGGCACCGACUGCAACCAGGCGUGCGCGCGGCCGGCCGGCCGGCUGGCGCCCGCCGCCGUCGUCACCGCUCUACCCGACGAGUGAGCGGACGACGGCGACCCGGCCGCGCCUCGCGCCCGCAACAACGGGCAAAGGCCUCCGCCGCCGCCGCCGCCGCCGCAGGCCCCCGACGUUCCGUGUUUUGCUUUUCACAUGUUUCCAAUGUCUCUGACACCGUGUCCAGUUUUGGAAAACAUUCAAAAAAAGUACAAAAAGUACUUGGAAAGCAAAUUGUCAUAAAAAGUUAAAAAGUACAAAAAGUCAAAAAAUGUGAUAGUGCGUAGUGUGCAAGUCAUGAAUGUAUGAGUCUAAUUAAUCCCCCAAUUGGCCUAUACCCAACUUUGUUUUCGCAAAGUCGUUAUGUGGCAGGUAGUGAUUGGGACCUGAGUUUAGAGCAGCGUUAUUUCGCGAGAAUUUUAUUAUGAACGGUCUUCUUGUCCUCUGUCCGCUGGUAACACGUUCGGUGAGCCGUUCGACGCGCUCGCUUCCGCCCGCCAGCCCGCUUCUCGGCGUGUUCUGAUGUCGUGUCUGGACGUCGAUGGACCCCACAGCUCUAGUCAGCGCCGGCCCGGGGAGCGAGCGCCUGCCUGUGUCUUGUCUGUCUGUCUGUGGUCGGCGGCGGCGCCAUGCUGUGUGAGUGCGUGUGAGGGGGCGUGCGCUCCGCCGCUGUCCGCCCGGUCUGAUGACGCCGCCCUGAAGCCCGACCCUUAUCGGGCGGCCGACGGUGCGCCGGGCGGGCGGCGGCGGCGCGCGCGCCCGUGCCGCCGGCGCCGUGGCGAGCCGGCCGGCCGGCCCUGAGGACGCCCCCCUGACGGCGCCGUACCAGCCGUAGCGGGGGGCCGAGGGCGCGGCCGGCCGACCGGCCCGCAGCUGCGCCGUCGGCACCGCCGCCUGGCCGUCGAACCGCCUCAGAGAGAUCGAGUGACUGACUGCUGCCGGGGGCGGCCGCCGCGCGGCGCGCCCCCGCACCGGACCGCGGGCAUUACACCGGUCAGUGUCCCCGCCCCGGCCGGCGGCACGCGGCGCCGCGCCCGCACGCCCAGCCGCCGGCCAGCCCCACCCCUGACCUGACCCCCUCCCCCGCCCGGUACGGCUCAGCGCGGACAAACCGACAAUAUGCGUUUCGGCUAUUUCGUGGCGUACUGCGAAAUUGAGGAAAUACAUGUAUUAUUUUUUC